UUGCAGACUGCCAUUAGUUACUAUGAAGCCGCUUGCCUCUAUGGCAGCGUGAAUGUUAAGAAAGCUGCAAUGGUCUUUCUGGAAACAAAUUUGCUCUGCAUUUAUCACAAAGAUGAGCAACUGCUGCGUCAAAUCAGCRUCGAACUAAUGACCAAAUUGGUAGCCAGUCCCGAUUUAUAUGUGAUGCAGACUGAGUUUUCUUUAUACACAUUGCUGCGCACUUGGAUGUACUUGCGUCUGCAUCCAUUGUACGAUGCUGAAAAUACUGCGGAUAAAGCGCCUGUAGCUGGUGCGGGUGAUGGCAGUAGAAGUGCCGUUGGUAGCAAUAAUAAUAACAGCAAUAACGAGAGUCAGUGUCUGUCAGAUCUCGUAAAGGAUUACUUUGCGCAUCGCAGUGAGAGACGUUCAUUCCUGGCCACACCCGAAGGUCAACAAUUUGUGCCGCCAUUCCAAGCGCUACGCACGCAGUACUUAACCAAUCAUCAUACAGAUUUGAAAAUCGUACUUAAUGAUAAUAUUAUUCCAAAGGAUUGGCUGCAUAGUCAUGUGCUAAGUCACUGGCAUUCGAUUUUGAAGGUCGACCAUUUGCCGGAGGAGGGACCGCAAAACCUUGAUGCCGAUGUGUUUUAUAAGAAUUGCAUGCGCUGCGGCCGCAUUCUACUUGAGCCUGGCUACCAGAAGUGGCGGUGGACGGGCUUCAACUUCGGUUUAGAUCUUGUGCUGGUCGCUGAUUCACGCUUGCUUAGCAUACGACGUCACCAUCGCAAUGAACACGAGCGUUUGCUGAGCCUACAAACGAAAAGGCAGUUUAUGAUACGCACUUCGGUGACAUCGAUCAAUUCACAACGGCAACCGACAUUUACGCAAAAGACCGAAAUAAGCUCACUCAGUCUGGAAAAGAAUCAAGAGGUGACAAUAAUGCUCAUGGACACGUUGCUGGUGCAUCCCUUGCUCAUAUCGGUGAAUUUGUUGGUGGUGCCGCCGGCGUCGCAGCACUUCAAGCAACAUGUGUACGGUAACGAAGACACAAUUAAUGYGGCGACAGUUCCUAUAUCAGAAAUCGGUGCCAAUUGUAAUCCGGCUGAUGAAGCGCAACGGGCGGGCACRCCAACAAGYAGCAAUGUGACUGGCGARCGUCUGCUSUUGGCGGCAGAUGACUCAGCGGUGUGUGUAGUGCCACCUUCACCGCCAAAUGUACCGUCAAUACUGCUUACACCGCCUACACAUCGUGCUGCCUCGAMAACGUCUACAGUGUCAACGGCUUCAUCCGUCGGUUCGGCGGUGUCGGUCUCCUCGUCGGCAUCGGAUUUCGUUUAAGUUGUUGUAGCUAAAAGCCAUAGGCAUUAUGGAGACGUUCCAUAUAUUUUGUGAUUAUUUUACUAAUGAAAUCGUGUUCAGUUUUUCAUUCGUUGGAAUAUUAUUUUAUAAACUUAUACACAACAUUACUUGUAAUUCUGCCAUAAAAGCGCACAAUCAAAUAUGAAAAAAUGCUUGUCCAAAUAUUUUUUUUUUUUGUAUUUGCGCAGAAAAUGAAAAGUGAAUUACGCUCGGACUUUUUAUUGGAAUCGAAGUGUUUAUAUAUAUGCUAUAUCAUGUAGAAACAAAAUUUUACUUUAUGUACGUUAAUUUUAAAAAAGCAUUCGAGCUUGGAAAAAUUUUAAUUUUUCUUGUAAAUUUUUUUUUUUAAGUUUUGUAUGAUAUUGAAUUUGAAGUUAUUAUAAAUUAGUAAUACUCAUUUUUGCGGCUUUUCAGAAUUUACAAGUCACGUCAAUAAAAAUAAGAGAAAUCUAAUUAGAAUGUCGUUUUCGUUUGCGCUGGCGAAGUCGUAUAAAAUAUUGUUGUUGUAAAUACAUAUAUUUGUAUUGAAUUAAAAUUUAUGAAGAUGUAUAUCAACUUUUUUAUACUUAUAUAAUAACUUGUAAUUUACUAUGUACAUACAUUAUGUAUAAUCAUGAAUGGUGUCGCACAAGAACAUAAUAUACAACUAACUGCGUUAACAAAUUAA
This is a messenger RNA of Bactrocera latifrons, 2005 nucleotides long. Its product is annotated as protein germ cell-less-like. The record is from RefSeq and is a predicted model, not a curated record. The transcript has 3 exons. Gene Ontology annotation, biological process: germ cell development. NCBI's taxonomy places the organism in Eukaryota, Metazoa, Arthropoda, Insecta, Diptera, Tephritidae. The annotation marks the transcript as partial.